GCUCCCGGGGGAGGGACCGCGGCUGACUCAGCCUUCCCCCCCCUUCCCUCUCCCCGCGGACAUAAAGGGCCCCGCCGGCAGUCGGGCUGCAGACAGCGGUGCCCGGCUGAGCUGCGCGCCACUCGCAGAAGCGGAGAGCAGAGAAGGAGAGACCCUGGCCCGCCUCGCCUCCGCAGCCAUGGGCGCCCCCGGCCCGGCCCUCCUGCUCCUCCUGGCGCUCCUGCCGCCGCCCUUCGCCCGGGCCGCCCCCCGGGAAGGGAAGGGCCCCGUGGUCAUCCACUUCCCCGGGGACGCGGUCGGCGGCAUGACGGACCGGGAGGUCGCCGCCCGCUACCUCCAGCGUUACGGGUACUUGACGGCCACCAACCCCGGCGGGCAGGUGAAGCUGGAGACCCCCCUCAGGGCGAUGCAGAAGCGGCUGGGCUUGCCGGAAACAGGGGAACUGGACGCCCCCACUCUGGAGGCCAUGCGGGCGCCCCGCUGCGGAGUCCCGGACGUCGGGCACUUCCAGACGUUCCAGGGCGACCUCAAGUGGGACCACACAGACCUCACCUACCGGGUGGUCAACUACUCCCCCGACCUGGACCGCGCGGUCAUCGAAGACGCCUUUGCCAGAGCCUUCAAGGUGUGGAGCCAGGUGGCGCCCCUCACCUUCACCCGCCAGGAGGAAGGGGAGGUGGACAUUCUCAUCCAGUUUGGGACCGGAGAGCACGGUGACGGCUACCCUUUUGAUGGCAAGGAUGGGCUUCUCGCCCACGCCUUCCCUCCUGGCAAAGACCGGUUCAGCGGGGAUGCCCAUUUUGACGACGACGAGUUCUGGACGCUGGGCACAGGCCUCGUGGUGAAGACCUACUAUGGGAAUGCCAACGGGUCCGCCUGCCGCUUCCCCUUCACCUUUGAGGGCAAAAGCUACUCUUCCUGCACGACCGAAGGGCGAGAGGACGGGCUGCCUUGGUGUGCCACCACCGCCAACUUUGACCGUGACAAGAAAUACGGCUUCUGCCCCAGCGAACUCCUCUUCACCUACGACGGGAACAGCAAUGGGGACAAGUGCGUUUUCCCCUUUGUCUUCGACGGAAAAUCCUACCAGGGCUGCACCACUGAUGGGCGCACGGAUGGCUACCGCUGGUGCGCGACCACCGCCAACUUUGACCAGGACAAGAAAUACGGCUUCUGCCCGAAUAGAGACACGGCCGUGAUUGGAGGGAACUCCCAAGGCGACCCCUGCUCCUUCCCCUUCAAGUUCCUGGGCCAGACGUACAGCAGCUGCACCUCCGAGGGACGCAGCGACGGGAAGCUCUGGUGCGCCACCACCGCCGACUACGAUGCAGACAAGAAGUGGGGCCUUUGCCCUGACCAAGGUUACAGCCUCUUCCUGGUUGCGGCACACGAGUUCGGACACGCGCUGGGCCUGGAGCACUCCAGCGUCCGGGAAGCCCUGAUGUACCCCAUGUACACCUACCUGGCCGACUUCCAGCUGCAUUCGGACGACGUGGCCGGAAUCCAGUAUCUCUAUGGUCGAGGAUCAGGCCCUCAGCCCACGGUGCCCAGCCCCCCUACUCAGGCCCCCACAGAAGCUGGGGACGACGAUGGCUCUUCCGUGACGGAGACCCCCGCGGUGGACGGCCAGAGCAGUGCCUGCCGAGUGGAGCGCUUUGAUGCGGUGGGCGAGAUCCAGAAGCUGCUGCACUUCUUCAAGGACGGGCAAUACUGGCGAAAGUCGGGCACUGGAGCUGGACCCCUCCAGGGCCCCCUGCGGAUCCAGAGCACCUGGCCGGCCCUCCCAGACGUGAUUGACGCGGCUUUCCAGGACCCUCUGACCAAGAAGCUCUUCUUCUUCUCAGGCCAGCGCUUCUGGGUGUACCAGGGGACGCGGGUGGUCGGCCCUCGGAGCCUGGACAAGCUGGGCAUCGGGAGUGACGUGGCCAAGAUUGCGGGCAGCCUGACCCGGAGGCAGGGCAGGGUCCUGCUCUUCAGCGGGGAUCAGUUCUGGAGGCUGGAUGUGAAGAAGGAGCAGGUGGACAAGGGGUUUCCCCGCUACCUGGACAGCCUCUUUCCCGGGGUCCCCAUCGAUGCUGACCUGGUCUUCCAGUACAAGGGCCGGUUCCACUUCUGCCGCCACCCCUUCUGCUGGCAAAUGACCCCCCGGUAUCAGGUGAACCGGGUGGGCUACUUCAAGCAGGACGUCCUGAAGUGCCCUGAACAAUGAGGCCGGCUGAGCCCCCCCUCACCGCCCCCCCUGCUUCGAAAUGCCUCUGGACGUGGGGCCAUCGCUGCGCAGCUUUGACCCCUCCCUGGCUGGCCAGUUAAUGGGUGCUGCCUCUCUGCUUGGAGGGCCGAAUGCUGCCCGGGGCCCCACCGCCUGCAGGAGACUUGCCAGGGGCAGGAAGGGGGUCAAUUCUCUCCUGCCCCGGCCCUGACCCACUGAAUGGAGUGGGAGCUCCGUCCACCAGCACUUCCCCAGCUAGGCCUUCCAUCCUCUGCUCAGGAAGCAGCCGAGAGAGAAGCCCGUGGAAUCCUUCAGGGAGACUUCAUGGGGGGGGGCUGCUCUUUGCCGCUUUGGAACUAAUCACCCAUGGUUGGAAGGGAGGGGGGCUCUCGUCUGCCCCCCCUUGUCCUGGAAUCCAAAGCAGGCUCUGCCUUUCUAAGAGCUGCUUCACGCUGGGAGAAUUUGGAUACUGGUUUUAAGGGAAAGAGAGCGUUGGAAGGGACCUUGGAGGUCUUCUAGCCCAACCCCCUGCUCAAAUUGCCCUUGGCUGAAAUUACUUUAACUGCUCCCUCCCCGUAUCGUGUGGAGGUUUAACUAAGGUGACUAACUUUUUUACAAUGAAAAGGAGGACACAAAUAAAUCGAAGAGAAAAAUAUCGUAAAUAAAAGAAACAUUUUAUUCAUUGCAACAAUAAUACAGAAUACAUUAUAAUAUGAUAAAUGCAUAAUAAAAACCAUUUGUAACAAUAACAUUUUAUAUUGUAAUUAUGUUUAACAUGCCGCGCCCCUGCC
Crotalus tigris (Tiger rattlesnake) is the source of this 3000-nucleotide messenger RNA. It is a transcript of the gene MMP9, whose product is annotated as matrix metallopeptidase 9. Gene Ontology annotation, biological process: proteolysis; collagen catabolic process; extracellular matrix organization. Gene Ontology annotation, cellular component: extracellular matrix. Gene Ontology annotation, molecular function: zinc ion binding; metalloendopeptidase activity. The coding region runs from base 179 to 2209 and encodes 676 amino acids. Lineage: Eukaryota; Metazoa; Chordata; Lepidosauria; Squamata; Viperidae. The record is from RefSeq and is a predicted model, not a curated record. The transcript is spliced from 13 exons.